UUCUUGGGUGAAACCGUGAAACUUAAAAAAUGCUGUCACAUGUUGAAAUUGAGACAAUGGAAACUUUACUAUAGUCUCAAUAGGGCGACUCAUGUCAGUAAUAACUACACGCUGGCUUCUAUUACGAAAACAACCCAAGACCUUCAACAUAACUGCAGAAAAACCCAAUUAUAGUUUAGUAGAAUACCUUUGACUCAAGGCAUCAACUCAAAUUGGAGUAUUAAGGCAAUUAAUUCAAUCAAUUGCGGCACCUUUGACUCUGAAUAAUCUUGAGGCCCUUUUCCAUUGAACCCUCCUGGCUGGAAUCACUGUCUCCUCCCCCAUCCCUUUUCCAUUGAUGACGCCGCUACCGCAAAUUACCAAGCUCACAAAUUCCGGCGAUUACUUCCUCAUAUUUUUGCCGAGUCGCACCGUUCUAUGACUCGUCAGCCGAUUGAUUUCGGCAACUCUCUCUCUCUCUCUCUCGCUCUCUCUGCAGCUUCCAAUUCCGAAGCAAUCGAUCAAUCCCCCGUUUCUGAAUCGCAUGUGCAUAACGAAAAUGGCAGCCGAUGCGCUAGAUCCCACCCCGAGCCCCCGCACCCCCUCCCGCAAGCGAGCCACUCCGAAAUCGGAUCGAUCUCCGAAAUUUAAACCGAAAUCGGAUCCCACAACCCCCAACCCGGCCAGCGGCGGCUACUCAACCGGAUCCAGCUACAAACUCGACACGUCGGUGACAACCACUUCCGUCUCGAGCCGGACCUCCCUAUCCAGCUUCCGCGACAAUUUACCCGAAAACGCUCACAUCUACGACUUCGCCGAAAUCCGCUCCGCCACCAACAACUUCCUCGCCAGGCGCCACUCCUCCUCCACCUCCUCCUCGUCGUGGCGGUGCACCCUCCGCGGCAAAGACGUCAUCGUUUUCCAGCGGAAGUUCAGGCGCCCGAUGGAUUUGCCGCGGCUGAGAGAGCGCUUGUCGGUGCUCUGCCGGAGCCACCACAUGAGCAUAGUCAAGCUCCUCGGCGUCUCGGUCUCGGGCGACCAUGUGUACGUCGUUUACGAUUUCGUGACCGGCGCCAGCCUGUCGGAUUGUCUUCGGAACCUCAGGAACCCUAACUUCACGGUGCUCUCGAGCUGGAUGUCGAGGAUGCAGGUCGCGACCGACCUCGCCCACGGGCUCGAUUACGUGCACAGCAACGCCGGCAGGCUGAGCGCUGGCUUCGUUCACAAGUAUGUAAAGAGCGGUAGCGUGAUCGUGACGGAACCGUCGUUCAACGCCAAGAUCUGCCACUUCGGCGCAGCAGAGCUGUGCGGCGAGACCGCAGUCGAAGCGGCGGCGGAGGACGUCAAGUCGCCGCCGCGGGCGGUAGACAAGGGAUCGGGCCGGGCUUUCGAAGGAGCGAGGGGGUACAUGUCGCCGGAGUUUCGAUCGUCUGGAAUCGCGACGCAGAAAUCCGACGUGUACGCCCUGGGCGUUUUGAUUCUCGAGCUCCUGUCGGGCGAGGAGCCUCUGAAGUACAAGUUCGACAGGGCGAGCGGCGAUUACCGGAAAAUAUCGGUGGUUGACGCGGCGAGGUACGCCGUGGACGGCAGCGGAGAGGAGGUGGAGGCGAGGGUGAGGAAGUGGGUGGACAGGAGGCUGAAGGACUCGUUUCCGGUGGAGGUGGCGGAUAAGGUGAUACGUGUCGCGCUGGAAUGCGUACACGUGGACCGCGAUAAGAGGCCCAGCAUGCAACGCGUCGCUGGGAAGAUAUCGAAGCUGUAUUUGGACUCGACGGUUUGGUGUGAGAGGGUUAGGGUUCCUACCGAAUUUUCCGUUUCUUUUGCCCCUCGUUGAGGAAUAUGGUCAUUUUUCCGGGUGAAAACGGUAAAUAUGAGUCUGCCCAUUAAUUUAAAACUCUCCUCUCUUUUUUUCUCCUUAUCGUUCCAAUUUUAUUGGAUGUCUCCGAAGGAACCUCCUUUCUUUCUUUUUCUUUUUUUUGGGUAUAUAAUUUCAACCUCUAGAUUUUAUUUUUAUUGUGAUUUGGUGAGGUAUAGGUUGAGAAUGAUUGCACAUGGCAACAAAGGGUUGUUUAGUGAUAGUAAUACUAUAGUCUAUAACAACAGACAAAUGAAUGAUUGUUUUAUGUGACCAAUUAUGGUUCGAAUCUGAAUGAUUUGUUUUUGAA
This is a messenger RNA of Rhododendron vialii, 2144 nucleotides long. Its product is annotated as lysM domain receptor-like kinase 3. Gene Ontology annotation, biological process: protein phosphorylation. Lineage: Eukaryota; Viridiplantae; Streptophyta; Magnoliopsida; Ericales; Ericaceae. The coding region runs from base 524 to 1813 and encodes 429 amino acids. The transcript has a single exon. Gene Ontology annotation, molecular function: protein kinase activity; ATP binding. The record is from RefSeq and is a predicted model, not a curated record.